Messenger RNA from Lindgomyces ingoldianus, 2670 nucleotides. RefSeq names its product alpha/beta-hydrolase. Gene Ontology annotation, cellular component: cytosol. Gene Ontology annotation, biological process: triglyceride catabolic process. Gene Ontology annotation, molecular function: sterol ester esterase activity; triacylglycerol lipase activity. The record is from RefSeq and is a predicted model, not a curated record. NCBI's taxonomy places the organism in Eukaryota, Fungi, Ascomycota, Dothideomycetes, Pleosporales, Lindgomycetaceae. The coding region runs from base 250 to 2670 and encodes 806 amino acids. The transcript is spliced from 3 exons.
CAUGCCAGAACCCCGGCGUCCAGCGUCUAACUCGGAGCACGUCUCCGGAUCGUGUCGUCGCCAUUAUGGACUACGGCUGACUUCUUCUGUCUCUUUUCCUCUUUGCUAUCCCUCCUGUGUGCUGUGCCCUGCAAUCAAACCUCUUAAUGCCGCAGCUAGCUUGCGGAUCCCCGACGGUCGACUCACGUUGGACUCACGUACGGAAGCCUCGAGUCUUGAGGCAAACGCUUUCAAGGUUCAUUUGUGAAUAUGAUUGAUCAUGUCCUGGGCAGACCCUCUGUCCAGUUCCGCAAGAUACAAGUGCUUGCCGUAGUAUCCUUUUGGUCCUUCUACCUCUACAGAGGUGACCGCCAUGGCCCACCCAUUAUCCGUCGCAUAUCCGCUCUCCUCUCCAAGAAACUCACCACUUGGCAAUCGCUCGUCAUAACCCUCCUCUACCUCUAUGCCGCCCGAAACUUUGGCAAGCUCAUCGGCCUCGAAUGCCCCGAGCCCCUCUCAAACCUCUACUCGCGCUCCUACUUUCGCGCAACAUGGGUUACGACAGCGCUAGACGCGGGCUUCUGGUCUGCUAUGCACAUACGCCGCAAAGGACUGCGGGAUUUCUGUUCGCUGGUGUUUAGCAUCUACUAUAUGAUAUGCGCGGAACAGGCGGAUGAGAAAGCUAGGAAGAUCCGAGGCACAUUGACCGUGGACCAUCUGCGCGUUAGCUGGAACAAGGGCACGACGCCAUAUUUAGCGGCUUUGACGACAUUGAUGAGGCCACGACUGAUGGUUUACCCACCGCGCAAGAUUAGGAUACCAAGGCCAAAGGAGAGCUCUUAUAAGGAGCCGGUGCAGGGAUGGUUGUAUUUUAAUGGCCCGCUCUCGGCCUUGAAGAAGCAUGACAAGGUUGUGUUGGAUAUCCCAGGAGGGGGUUUCGUGGCCAUGGAUCCGAGGAACCACGAUGACAAGCUUAUGGGGUGGGCUGGGAAGUCAGGGCUCCCAGUUUUAAGCCUCGACUAUAAGAAGGCACCCGAGUUUCCGUAUCCGUAUGCAUUGAACGAGUGCUACGACGUCUACCAUACGAUCGUGGCGACGCGGGGUCGAUGUAUGGGGCUCUCGGGGGAACUGGAACCUAAAAUUGUUGUCUCGGGGGAUUCUGCCGGGGGAAAUCUCGCAGUCGGCAUGGUCCUGAUGAUUCUUCAAUCCGGGUCGACAGAAACACGGCAGUGGCAGGGUGAACGCGAGCUUCCACCUCCAGUCGGUGUUAUUCUAAUCUAUCCUGCGUUGGAUAUGAACAUCGGGAACUGGAUGACGGAUGAACAAAUGGCGUUGAUUCGCGACCGAAGAGUGCGUAAGACCAACCGCCUAAUUCUACGGCGGAAGAGUGAUGAUUACCGCCAUCUUGCCCCAAAUACACCCGGUGUAUCUGAUGACGAGAGCGAUGAAGACCGCCCGACUGCGCUCCCGAAUCCUGGUUCUCCGGCGCCAACGCCUACAAGCUCGAAAGUCCUACUCAGAUCCCCUCAAACGAUGAUCCGACUCUCAGCUGCUCAUACUGGCAUAGACAGUCAGUCGGGCUUGUCUCCGGCGAACACUAACCUUAAGCGAUCAACCACAGACGCUACGGUCCAAAAACCAGACCCUUCAACGCCAGGAAUUACUCCUAUCCCAAAAAACCUAGGAACAGGCACGCAGCCCCUAACCCCGGCGCCCCCGGCUCAUGCUCUCAGAACUCGCCUGGCAAUGUCGAGUAUGAUAUCCUACUUCAACGAUCGCAUUCUCACCCCCGAAAUGAUGCGCGCCAUGAUCAUCCUCUACAUUGGCCCACAUAACCGCCCGGAUUUCAGUACCGACUUCCUUCUCUCGCCUCUCCUCGCCCCGGAAUCCCUUCUCGCAAAGUUUCCACGGACAUGGAUGCUUACAGGUGAGCGUGAUCCCCUCGUUGACGACACUGCCAUUUUCGCCGGACGAUUAAGACAAGCGAAACGGGCAGAGUGGAUUUUUGGUAAAGAGAUGGGGCUAUAUUGGGCGCGCGGCGACUUCCAAGAAGAAGAUUGGGUGAACGUCGACCUCAUACCAGGUAUCAGUCAUGGCUUCCUGCAAUUCGUAAGUGUGUUUCCUGAGGGUUGGAAAUACAUCCUGCGUUGCAGUAAAUGGAUGACCGAAGCCUUUGAAUGGGCGGAGCGGUCAGAGGAGUUCCGCCAAGAGGCGAUGAAUGGUACUCUGGACACAUCGACGACGGGGGGACCCAUUAGACAUAGAACAGCGCGGGAGGGUAGUGAUUAUUUUGGCUCCGGUGCAACGCUAGGCCUCGCCGAAGCCGUCAACGACCUGAGCAAUGGCCGGCGACGACAUCACAAGCGUUCCGAAACCGCAUCCUCUGCAGAAGAAGACCGGCCUCUUGAAAUGACAGUCGUCCGCAACUCUGGCGUUUCCAGAGGGAAGGGAAAACCAUUGUCGCCGACACUCGACGCCACGUUCUUCCCAAAGGUCGCCCAACGUCCCACGCCGAAUGGGAAUGGCGGGCUGAACGGAAGGGGGAAGGGGAAGGGAAAGCGAGGCAGUAAGGACGGUAGAAGGAAGAGCCUUGUCAGUUUGGCGAGUGAAGAUGAUUUGUUAGGACGGAGGAUGAAGGGGUUAGCGGGGGGGUUGAUGGGGGUAGGGAGGGUGGAGGAGAAUGGGUUGUAG